Lactuca virosa is the source of this 467-nucleotide messenger RNA. Lineage: Eukaryota; Viridiplantae; Streptophyta; Magnoliopsida; Asterales; Asteraceae. The record is from the annotation of a GenBank genome assembly.
UUUUAUCUAUUAUUUUGCAUCUACAAUCUCUCCUGAUCUCUACUCUCUACCUACAUCGGAAAACGUUUAUUGUAUGGCGGCUAAUUCGCAAAGCCGGGGAAUCGUUGCGUGUGCUGAUCCAUUUGAUCCACAAGAUCUAAGGCGACUGGGAAGCUCGCUUCCGUUCUCGAGAUUCUUUAGGCAGGUUGAGCAUGAGAUGGAGACUGUGGUCAAAGUACUCCAACCUGGACCUUUAGGAAUUACAGAGCACAAGUUUUCUGCUGAGGAGAUUGCAAAAGCCAAUUCUACUGUUAAGAAAGCAGUAGAGAAUUGGAAGAGGAAUGCAAUCAUAGAAAGAAAUAGGCCUCUUUUGAAAGAUUAUAUCAAUUAAAGACAUAUCAUUUGUUCAUAUUUUCUGAUGCAAAGAAUAAUUGUUGACAAUAGUCAUCCUUCUUUCUCCCUGUAGAUGAUUCUUGCUACCAAUGAUC